This is a messenger RNA of Talpa occidentalis (Iberian mole), 1235 nucleotides long. It is a transcript of the gene TMOD4, whose product is annotated as tropomodulin 4. NCBI's taxonomy places the organism in Eukaryota, Metazoa, Chordata, Mammalia, Eulipotyphla, Talpidae. Bases 111 to 1148 code for a protein of 345 amino acids. The transcript has 10 exons. Gene Ontology annotation, cellular component: myofibril; striated muscle thin filament. Gene Ontology annotation, biological process: pointed-end actin filament capping; muscle contraction; myofibril assembly. The record is from RefSeq and is a predicted model, not a curated record. Gene Ontology annotation, molecular function: tropomyosin binding.
UGUCUUUGUGUCACUCAGUGUAUGUUUCUGCCACCGCCCGUCCUAUCCCACAGCCGCAGUCGACGUGAGUGCUCCGCACGCCACCCGUCGGGGAGGGGGCGGGGGCCAUCAUGUCGUCGUAUCAGAAGGAACUGGAGAAGUACAGAGACAUAGACGAAGAUGAGAUCCUGAGGACCCUGAGCCCCGAGGAGCUGGAGCAGCUGGACUGUGAGCUACAGGAGAUGGACCCCGAGAACAUGCUCCUGCCAGCUGGACUAAGACAACGAGAUCAGACCAAAAAGAGCCCAACGGGACCCCUGGACCGAGAGGCCCUGUUGCAGUACCUGGAGCAGCAGGCCCUGGAGGUCAAAGAGCGGGAAGACUUGGUGCCCUUCACAGGCGAGAAGAAGGGGAAACCCUUUAUUCAGCCCAAGAGGGAAAUCCCCGCACAGGAGCAGAUCACGCUGGAGCCGGAGCUGGAGGCGGCGCUGGCCAACGCCACGGACGCGGAGAUGUGUGAUAUCGCAGCCAUCCUGGGCAUGUACACGCUGAUGAGCAACAAGCAGUACUAUGAUGCCAUCUGCAGCGGCGAGAUCUGCAACACGGAGGGCAUCAGCAGUGUGGUGCAGCCUGACAAGUAUAAGCCAGUGCCAGAUGAGCCCCCAAACCCCACAAACAUCGAGGAGAUCCUGAAGAGUGUUCGCAGCAACGACAAGGAGCUGGAGGAAGUGAACCUCAACAACAUACAGGACAUCCCGAUACCCUUGCUCACGGAGCUGUGCGAGGCCAUGAAGACCAACACCCAUGUCCGCAGCUUCAGCCUGGUGGCCACAAAGAGCGGCGACCCCAUCGCUAGUGCGGUGGCCGACAUGCUGCGGGAGAACCGCAGCCUGCAGAGCUUGAACAUCGAGUCCAACUUCAUCAGUAGCACAGGGCUCAUGGCCGUGCUGCAGGCAGUUCGGGAGAACGCCACUCUCACCGAGCUCCGCGUGGACAACCAGCGCCAGUGGCCCGGCGACGCGGUGGAGAUGGAGAUGGCCAGGGUGCUCGAACAGUGCCCUUCCAUUGUCCGCUUUGGCUACCACUUCACUCAGCAGGGGCCACGAGCUCGGGCAGCCCAGGCCAUGACGCGGAACAACGAACUCCGUCGCCAGCAAAAAAAGAGCUAACACGCCCUUCGCCUUCAUCAUGUAGAGCCGAUGCCACGGAUGCUCAGCUCAUCACCUUCCCCCUUUCCUGUAAAUAAAGGCCCUUCU